AUGCCGGCGCGAAAACAGAUGGCCGAUCGGGCCUGUGUCUUUUGCUUGCUUAUUUUAUUAGGAAUACCAAACAAGUCAUUUGAAAACUUGACUUCAGGGUAUUCUAAGUUACAUUAUGGCUUUAGACUAGAUAGGCGCAUGAUAGACUCCUAUGUCGAGUACAGUAUUCUAGACUGCGUCGGAGAAUGUCUCCGGACUUCUCGAUGUUACUCACUAAAUUAUUACAAAGGGGCAAAUUACUGUGAACUUAACUAUGAAAACAAGACCACUGUACCAGGGAAAUUUGUUGAGAAUGUAGGGUGGAUCUACAGCGAAAGAGAAGACUGGGAUAAGGAACUAGCAGGACCGUGCUCCAGUAAAGUUUGUAAAAUCAAUGAAAAAUGUAUCAAUGUCGGAUGUAACACUUCCUGUCAAAUAUCAGACUGUGGGAUCCCUUUCACUACAAGGAUGACGUCAGACAGCGUGCAGCGGUGGGACGGUAUCGGUGUGGAAAGACGAAUUCAUGUCAAAUGUUCUGAGGAGUACCAGCAAAGCGGAAGUGGAAUCUUUAUCUGUAACAGGAAUGGCAAAUGGAACAGUGACAUGAGUUGUAAUGGGAAAGGACUGGGAUGUUUUGAAGACAACUCUGCCAGGAUCUUUGAACCUCGUGGUUUUGAGAGAUUUAGUAAAACAAAUAGUCUCACUUUUUGCACUAGACACUGCCUUGAAAUUGAUAAAGAAUUCAAAUAUAUCGGACUUCAGGUAAACUUUCUAUUUUUUAAAGAGGAAGCAACUGCUAAAGACUGA
Saccostrea cuccullata (small rock oyster) is the source of this 786-nucleotide messenger RNA. RefSeq lists its product as uncharacterized. Bases 1 to 786 code for a protein of 261 amino acids. Lineage: Eukaryota; Metazoa; Mollusca; Bivalvia; Ostreida; Ostreidae. The record is from RefSeq and is a predicted model, not a curated record. The transcript has 4 exons.